Molecule: messenger RNA, 2609 nt
Organism: Zingiber officinale
Lineage: Eukaryota; Viridiplantae; Streptophyta; Magnoliopsida; Zingiberales; Zingiberaceae
Product: protein KINESIN LIGHT CHAIN-RELATED 2-like
Exons: 3
Coding region: 303-2411 (702 amino acids)
Molecular function (GO): protein binding
Source: RefSeq, a predicted model, not a curated record
CUUCUUUGUUUAAUAAGCGUAUCUGUCACUUCGUCGUCAACCGCCCUUUUCUUCUGUAGAAUCAUCCUCUGUUUUUCUCUAGGCUCAAUACCGUCAAUUUGUCCUUUGUAUUCUUUCGUUGAUUUCCACCGUUCGAGAAUCGAAGGGAAAUGCUAGAUGAUAUUUCUCCAGCUACAAGUUCAUCCACUGUACGUGAUCCCUUGCUUCUGAUGGCGGAAGUCUAGUGUAAGAGAAUCAACUACGACCGUGGUGGUUGUCCUCGAUUUCUUCCGGUGGUCCGGCCAAUCCCUUCCCGUCCGGCGAUGCCAGGAAUUCCGAUGGACGGAGUCACUACAAACGUCGAAGCUCCAAACGAGUUGACUUCUUCUAAUAUCAAAGAAAACUCAUCCUCGCCCAGAAACCUGAGAGCCUCUCCGAGUGAGAGGGAGGCUCAAGCUGAGACUUACAACGAGCCGACAAUCGAGCAGUUGUUCGACAAUGUACGGGACUUGGAAAGCUCCAGUGACGGAUCAGAGUCUCGUCAUAGCUUUGGUUCUGAUGGCGAGGAAUCGAGAAUUGACUCAGAGCUGCGGCAUCUAGUCGGCGCAGAGAUGGAGGCCAUCAGAGCAAUAGAAGAGGAGGAAGCCGCCGAUGUGACAGAAGCAGAAAAUGGCGCUGUAGAUAAGAAACAAGCCCCAAAUGCCUCAGCUUCUGGAUCAUCGAAAAAGUCUAAAGGACCUUUGCACUUGCAGGCUCAGCCAGAAUCCAAUGCAUCCACAAAGACCAGCACGAAGAAGAAGAAGAACUCUCCUGAGAAUGAAGCAGCAUCGUAUGCGAGAGAUAGCCACACGAAGAAAAAGAAUGGGACAGUGUUGGAUUCAUCCGAAUCAAGUUUAGAAAACCCUGAUUUAGGCCCUUUCUAUCUCAAGCACGCCAGAGAUCUGAUUGCUUCCGACAACCCGCGAAGAGCCCUGAAGUACGCACUCCGAGCAGCCAAGUCAUUCGAGAAAGUUGCCGGUCGCCAGAAGCCGAGCUUGGAUUUGGCAAUGAGUUUGCACGUCACGGCAGCCAUCUAUUGCAAAUUAGGAAAGUUCGCGGAGGCUGUCCCUGUUCUUCAAAAAUCGAUCGAAAUUCCAGUGGUCGAACAAGGCCAAGACCAUGCCCUCGCCAAAUUCUCUGGCUACAUGCAGUUGGGCGAUAUCUAUGCCAUGCUGGGUCAGCUAGACAGUUCGCUCCAAUGCUACUCCGCCGGACUUGAAAUUCAGAAACAGACACUCGGAGACAUGGAUCCUCGGGUCGGCGAAACUUGCCGAUACUUAGCCGAAGCUCAUGUUCAAGCGUUGCGGUUCGAUGAGGCGGAAAGAUUGUGCCAGAUGGCUCUCGACAUUCAUAGGGAGAAAGGCGAGCCAUCGUCUUUAGAAGAAACGGCCGACAGGAGACUGAUGGGUCUCAUCUGCGACACCAAGGGCCACCGUGAGGUAGCUCUCCAGCAUUUAGUUUCGGUGAGCAUGGCGAUGGCGGCCGACGGCCGGGAAACAGAGGUUGCUUCAGUCGACUGCAGCAUCGGAGAUAUCUAUCUUUCACUGGGGCGAUACGAUGAGGCUGUGUUUGCGUACCAGAAAGCCCUCAAUCUCUACAAGACGACCAAAGGAGCUAACCACCCGACUGUCGCAUCAGUCUUCGUACGACUCGCCGAUUUGUACAACAAAACAGGGAGGUUAAAGGAAUCCAAGUCGUAUUGUGAAAAUGCUCUCCGAAUCUAUACCAAGCCCGUUCCGGGGACUCCUGCGGAGGAGAUCGCCGCAGGCCUGACUGAUGUCUCUGCGAUAUACGAAUCCAUGAACGAGCAUGAGCAGGCACUCAAGUUACUCCAGAAGGCCUUGAAGAUGUAUGAUAAUUCUGCGGGACAGCAGAGCACCGUCGCAGGGAUCGAGGCGCAGAUGGGCGUGCUGUACUAUAUACGAGGAAAUUACGGCGAGUCUUAUUUGUCAUUCAAGAGGGCGAUCGAUAAGCUCCGGGCGUGUGGGGAAAAGAAAUCGGCUUUCUUUGGAAUUGCCUUGAACCAGAUGGGUUUAGCUUGCGUGCAGAGGUACGCCAUUAAUGAGGCAGCUGAAUUAUUCGAGGAAGCCAGAACCAUUCUGGAGCAAGAAUGCGGGCCGUGCCAUCCGGACACGCUGGGAGUGUACAGCAAUCUUGCAGGAACUUAUGAUGCGAUGGGAAGGUCGGAUGAAGCCAUUGAUAUCCUGGAAUAUGUCGUCGGACUCCGAGAGGAAAAGCUGGGAACCGCCUACCCCGAGGUAGACGAUGAGAAAAGGAGGCUAGCUGAGUUGCUGAAGGAAGCUGGGAGAGUCAGGAACAGAAAAUUGAGGUCACUUGAAACUCUCCUCGAUAGCAAUCCACGAGCUGUUGAGGGAGAAGCGACUCGAUCGUGAAGAUUGAUUGAUGUAUACAUUUAGAAAGUGAAUUGCUCGUGCACUGAAUUUUUUCAUACCAUCUUCUUAUACUUGAGGGCUGUGUGAUUGCAAUAUCAGAUCUCCAUUGUAAAUUUGUUGUCAUAAUGUGAGACAAUUGAUUUUCAUGAGCUGUUUGUGUUGUUACAAUUGGUGAAUGUGAGACGACUUAUUUAGUUA